AUCUCUCGUAAAACGUCUCAUGCUGUUCUUCUCAUUCUUUUGGCUGGUGAUGUAGCGACAAACCCAGGGCCUUCAUUCCAUCCCCCAACGAAAAAUCUUGGACAAGGUUUAAAUGUUCUCUAUCUCAAUGCAAGAAGUUUAAAGGCCUUCGUCCCGUCAGAUCAAGAUUUGUCCAAAGUAUGUAAAAUUACUCUACUGCAACAUUUAGUUUACAGUGCGACGUACGAUGUUGUAUGCAUUUGUGAGACAUGGCUGAAUGAAUCUGUUUUAAGCAGUGAACUGUUACCCGGGUACUCCAUCUUCCGUCGAGACAGAGUAGGAAAGGUUGGUUGGUGGCGGCGUGUUGAUUGCCGUGAAACUCAAUUUGCAUGCUACUCGUCAACUAGAUCAUGAAAACGAGAACAUCGAACUUGUUGUUAUAGAACUUGCUAUUGAAAACAGCAAAACUGCUCUCCUAUACACCUUCUACCGCCCUCCUGAUUCCGGCCCUGAUGUCUUUCAAUACCUGAAUUUAUCACUUCAAAACACCUCCGAAUCUACCUGCAUCGUCCUUAUUGGAGACUUUAAUCUUCCAGCAAUCAAUUGGUCUCUUGAUCAACCAACUCCCGCAACUAACGGUGGGCAGCUCGACGAGUCAUUCUGUGACUUAGUUGGUGAUAAUUUCUUUCAACAGUUCAUCAAAGGUACAACCCACACUGGAGGAAACAUGCUUGAUCUUUUGCUAUGUAACUGUCCUGAAAUUGUAAAAAAUAUUUCAACAUUCUCACCUGAGCAACUAAACUUCCUGAUGGACCAUCACAUCAUAGAAUUUCAAAUUCAGCAAACAUUCUGUCGCGCCAAACCAGUUUCGCGUAAUAUCUUCGCCUUCAACCGUGGGAACCUUGAUGAUCUUCGUAGUAAUUUAAUACAGGAACCAUUCCAGGCAGUCUUUACUAACAACAUUAAUGAAUGCUGGAUACAAUGGAAAAGUAGGUUUUUCAAUGCAGUACAUAAAUUCAUCCCAACAAAAACAGUUAAGGACACUUACUCAGCACCUUGGAUUGAUGGUGAAGUAAGAUCACAUAUCCGAAAGAAGUACGUAGCUUUAAAAAAAUAUCGACAAUGUCGAACUGACCAUAUAAAACGGAAACUACGCGAACUAAGCCAAACAAAAUAUCUAGUGAGAAGAAAACAUCGUGAUUAUCUAGAUAAACCGCGAUAACCCGAAAUUUUUUUGGUGUUAUCAAAAGGCCAUAUUUCAUCAUAAAUCGACUCUCAAUCCCGUCAUCUCCUACAAAGGCAAAGUGGCAAAAACGUCUGCCGAAAAAGCUGAAUUCUUUAACUCAUAUUUCUCUUCCGUUUUCCAAUCCCCACAAUCUAACCAUCCUAGGAGUCGUGCCUUCGAUUCUUCUCAAUUAAAAACCGACUUACAACUUAGAGAAAUAACGGUUGACGAGGAAGAAGUCUCUCUAACCACCUGUCCAAUCUAGACGUGACAAAAGCAAGCGGUCCUGACGGUAUUCCUGCGCGGCUUCUGAAAGAAUGUCAUCAACAAAUUGCCCCAAGCCUGUGUGUCCUUUUCAACGCCUCUCUCAAAUUUGGUUUUAUUCCAUCGGAGUGGAAAUCGGCAAAUCUGACCCCCAUACAUAAAAAAGACUCGAAAGAACCAGCAGAUAACUAUAGGCCAAUCUCGUUAUUGCCUAUCAUUAGCAAGAUCCUGGAACGCUGCGUUUACUCAAGAUUUUAUGACCAUGUUGCUCACCUCAUCAGUCCAUCCCAACACGGCUUUCUCGGAAAUAGAUCCUGCGUCACCCAACUCCUGUCUGUCCUCCAGGUCAUCGGACAAGAUCUAGACAGAAACAGUCAGACUGAUGUAUUGUACCUCGACUUUGCCAAGGCAUUCGACUCUGUAGAUCACACGAUCCUCCUAGCUAAACUUCGUUGUUACGGUGUGACUGGCUCAGCUCUUGAUUGGUUUGUUAACGACCUUAUGGUAGGACACAAAGAGUCGUUAUGGAUGGUGCGACUUCGAAAUGGUCUUCCGUCACUUCCGGUGUGCCUCAGGAAAGCAUUCUAGGACCCCUGUUGUUUGUAGUAUUCAUCAACGAUCUACCCGACAUCGUAGAAGCCCGAACCAGUACAGCUCUGUAUGCAGAUGACACCAAACUGCACAAAACCAUUACCUGUAAUCGUGAUUGUGCGUCUUUACAACACUCCCUAUCCAAACUUAAUCUCUGGACUAUGGAAAACAACCUCCGCUUCAACGUCUCUAAGUGCAAAGUUCUCACCAUCACCAGAAAGAAAAAUCCUAUCAUUCAUGACUACACUCUUGGGAGCCAAAACCUGACUCGAGUAGACAGCAAAAAAUAUCUUGGAAUUACCACCACAUCAAAACUUUCUUGGGACAUUCACGCGAACACCAUCGUCGCGAAGGCCAACAAAAUAUUAGGCGUACUUAGAAGAACUUGUACCAAAUUGAUGGACAUGAAUGCCAGACGAACUUUAUAUUUAUCGUUGGUCAAGUCCCAGCUGUGUUAUGCUACAGAGGUAUGGUCGCCGGUUAACAGCGUCCAGAUCUCAAGACGUGUUGAAAAAGUGCAAAGAAGAGCGACUAGGUGGAUAACAAUGACAAAGCGAGGCGAACUGUCGUACAGAGAACGGUUAUUAGCAUUAGAUCUGCUACCGUUAACCUAUGAUCGAGAAGUCAGAGACUUGGUGUAUUUCUUCAAAUCAUUGUUUAGUUACAUUGACGUCAAUAUCGAUAACUAUGUGUCGUUUGUGAGCGAUGGUCGUACUAGAGUGAGCCAUAUGUCAAGAUAUGUCCUUCAAAGUAAACUCUGUAAAACUAAUACUUUCCAGUCUUCAUACUACAAUCGUGUUGUAAAGAUUUGGAACACAGUGUGCCAAGAAGUCUCACCUGACAUUUUCCGUAAUCCAAACUCUUUUAAACACUAUCUUAAACGUAGAUACUAUACAUUAAUUAGUAAUGUUUAUGACGUAGACAUGGCUUGUACGUGGUCAUUAACUCGUGACUGUCCUUGCCAUAGGACUUAAUACCACAAGUAAUAUAUAUGUGUGUGUUUGCAGGCAAGCUUAAGAAAGUGUUAAAAAUGCCAACUAGUUCUGUAAUUCACCUAAAACUAGAUCAAAAUUUAAGAAAGUUGACCCUUCACAAUUACUGAAUUUGCAUGGAAAUAUGUUGACAUGUCUUAGCACGGUACAUGGAAAAACACGGAUAGCUGAAAGAAUGUAUUGAUUAUUGGCCCCCUAUCUAUCACCAAUGAGAUAUAAGAUAUUGACAGUGCAAAUAUUUCAGUCUCUCCUUUUCAGUUUACUCCGCUUAAAAUUAAUAUGGUAAUCUGUAUAUAAUUAUAAUAAUUCAAUUUUCUGUAAAUAUUGUAUACCAUAUAUAUCAUUAUUAAAGAUGUAUGACAAAGCAGUAUAACUCAUCAAAAUGCUGUAACAGUACGACUAUAACAACUAAUUAUGUUUGCAUCUAUGUCUUUCCAGAUGAUUCAAGAAAUAAGUUGAGCUUCUCAACGAUAGAAAAGUGCCUGGAAUCUUUGGAAAUAAUUCCUAAAUCUCCAGAGACUGUAACUAGU
Messenger RNA from Paramuricea clavata, 3581 nucleotides. The record is from the annotation of a GenBank genome assembly. NCBI's taxonomy places the organism in Eukaryota, Metazoa, Cnidaria, Anthozoa, Malacalcyonacea, Plexauridae.